Messenger RNA from Hyla sarda, 1530 nucleotides. RefSeq lists its product as uncharacterized. Bases 259 to 600 code for a protein of 113 amino acids. NCBI's taxonomy places the organism in Eukaryota, Metazoa, Chordata, Amphibia, Anura, Hylidae. The record is from RefSeq and is a predicted model, not a curated record. The transcript has 2 exons.
AAAACAGCACUACAAGAACCAGCCAUGAAUGUCUCCAUUCUUCUGGACACUAGGCUAUCACCAUGAUGUCCACAUUACAGUGUAUAUGGAUGCACAGGUCCCUGGACCACUGGCAGCAGGUGCCACCUGAUGUUUCUAUGACAACACGUCACCUGGACAACGGCUGUUGUUGUUGUUUACCCACAACUCACAGUUGGACCGAGCGGACGGACGUCUACAGGAUCCCAGAGAUAGCGGCUUCUAGAGGAAGAGGAGAAGAUGAAGAGGGAAGAGGAGAUUGAGGAGGAGGAGAAGAGAGAAGAGGAGAGGAAGAGCGAAGAGGAGGUGGAGAAGAGAGGAGAGAAGAGGAAGAGAGAAGAGGAGGAGAAGAGAGAAGAGAAGAGGAAGAGGGAAGAGGGGAGCGAGGAGGUGGAGAAGACAGGUCAGAAGAGGAAGAGAGAAGAGGAGAGCGAAGAGGAGGAGAAGAGAGAAGAGAAGAGGAAGAAAGCAGAAGAGAAUGAAGAGGUGGAGAAAAAGAGGAGAGGAGAGGAUGCCAGAGUAUUGGAGGAUGAGGAGCCAAGACCAGGCACCAGCCAGGACCCCGGAACAUCAAGCAACUAACCCAAAUUUAACAUCACAGAUCUAACUGUCCAUCAGGUAUUGGGUAGGGGCAGCUUUUGAGUGGUGGGCCUGGCAUCAAUCCCCAGCCGAAACAACUACGUCGCCAUCAAAGGAAUCACCAAAACAGCGAACAAUGCAGCAACCCUACAGAGAGAGCGACGGAUACUCAUGCUGGCCCGAGACUGCCCGUUCCUGUGUCAUCUGUAUGCUGCACAGCAGUCUCAGGACAAUGCCUUCUUCAUCACCGAGUAUCUGUCCGGCGGCAGCCUGGAGGCUUUGCUCAGAAUGUGCAGCAGUCUGAACACCGACACAGUAAGGUUUUACACAGCUGAGAUUGCAUGUGGCCUCCAGUUCCUUCACAGACAGAACAUCGUCCACCGGUAUGUAUAACUUCCCCACACGUUUCUCCUUGUCAUAUUGUAAAUAAUGCACCCAACUUUCUGUGGUGACCCACGGUGAUGGCAGGACCACAGGGUGUAGCUGUGUAGGUGGAUGGGGCAAGAUGGUAUUAACUUCAGGGGCAAGGUGUUAUUAACCCCUAAUGUUCAUGAUGCCAAGCGGCAUCUCCGCUAUUCCAAUAGCAAGGCAGUGAAAAUGAGAGUCCACUACCAGGUUAUGUUUUAACAGAGGCUUUACUGAGGUCAGAUAGGUGUUAUUAUCUUCACAGCUAGGCCAGAAUCCCAGAGAGGUGGCCAGGAACACAGAAGGACCUCGCAGCUUGCUGGGAUCAGCUAUACUUGUAGUAGAAUUGAGUUGAGGCUUGACUAGACUGUGGAUAGUGACAGCGGACAUAGGCUUGACUCACUGGAAUGACUGUAGAUUUGAAGCCUUCCAGGCAAAACAAUUAGAAACCUGUUCACAAGUAUUAGAGAACAUUUUUAUUCUAUCCGCACCAGAAUAGGCGCCCCUCGCCUUAUAUCCCAAGUAAUA